Myotis brandtii (Brandt's bat) is the source of this 3033-nucleotide messenger RNA. RefSeq names its product glutamate receptor, ionotropic, delta 1 (gene GRID1). Lineage: Eukaryota; Metazoa; Chordata; Mammalia; Chiroptera; Vespertilionidae. Gene Ontology annotation, biological process: monoatomic ion transport; modulation of chemical synaptic transmission; synaptic transmission, glutamatergic. Gene Ontology annotation, molecular function: glutamate-gated receptor activity; transmitter-gated monoatomic ion channel activity involved in regulation of postsynaptic membrane potential. The record is from RefSeq and is a predicted model, not a curated record. Gene Ontology annotation, cellular component: postsynaptic membrane; plasma membrane. Bases 1 to 3033 code for a protein of 1010 amino acids. The transcript is spliced from 19 exons.
AUGCAGCCCCUGGGCACUGGGGAAGCAGAGCGGAGGCGGCGCGGGGAGUGCGCUGAGCGGGAGGAGGUGGAUGGUGGAGCCCGUGGGGAAGGUGCCAUCUUCGAGGAGAAUGCGGCCAAGGACGACAGGGUGUUCCAGCUGGCCAUAUCUGACUUGAGCCUCAACGAUGACAUCCUGCAGAGCGAGAAGAUCACCUACUCCAUCAAGGUCAUCGAGGCCAACAACCCGUUUCAGGCCGUGCAGGAAGCCUGUGACCUCAUGACCCAGGGGAUUUUGGCUUUGGUCACAUCCACUGGCUGUGCGUCUGCCAACGCCCUGCAGUCCCUCACCGACGCGAUGCACAUCCCACACCUCUUUGUCCAGCGCAACCCAGGAGGGUCACCACGCACUGCCUGCCACCUGAACCCCAGCCCCGAAGGGGAGGCCUACACGCUGGCCUCGAGGCCGCCUGUGCGCCUCAACGACGUCAUGCUCAGGCUGGUGACCGAGCUGCGCUGGCAGAAGUUCGUCAUGUUCUACGACAGUGAGUACGAUAUCCGUGGUCUCCAAAGCUUUCUGGACCAGGCCUCGCGGCUGGGCCUUGAUGUCUCUUUACAAAAGGUGGACAAGAACAUCAGCCACGUGUUCACCAGCCUCUUCACCACCAUGAAGACGGAGGAGCUGAAUCGCUACCGGGACACGCUGCGCCGCGCCAUCCUGCUGCUCAGCCCGCAGGGGGCCCACUCCUUCAUCAACGAGGCCGUGGAGACCAACCUGGCUUCCAAGGACAGCCACUGGGUCUUCGUCAAUGAGGAAAUCAGUGACCCGGAGAUUCUGGAUCUGGUCCACAGCGCCCUGGGCAGGAUGACCGUGGUCCGACAGAUAUUCCCGGCUGCCAAGGACAACCAGAAAUGCACGAGGAACAACCACCGCAUCUCCUCCCUGCUGUGUGACCCCCAGGAGGGCUACCUCCAGAUGCUGCAGAUCUCCAACCUCUACCUGUAUGACAGCGUGCUGAUGCUGGCCAACGCCUUCCACAGGAAGCUGGAGGACAGGAAGUGGCACAGCAUGGCCAGCCUCAACUGCAUCCGCAAGUCCACCAAGCCAUGGAACGGCGGGCGGUCCAUGCUGGACACGAUCAAAAAGGGUCACAUCACCGGCCUCACAGGGGUGAUGGAGUUUCGGGAGGAUCGCUCGAACCCCUAUGUCCAGUUUGAAAUCCUCGGCACAACCUACAGCGAGACCUUCGGCAAAGACAUGCGUAAGCUGGCGACGUGGGACUCGGAGAAGGGCCUGAACGGCAGCCUGCAGGAGAGGCCCAUGGGCAGCCGCCUCCAGGGACUGACUCUCAAAGUGGUGACUGUCUUGGAGGAGCCUUUUGUGAUGGUGGCCGAGAACAUCCUCGGGCAGCCCAAGCGCUACAAAGGCUUCUCCGUGGACGUCCUGGAUGCGCUGGCCAAGGCCCUGGGCUUCAAGUAUGAGAUCUACCAGGCCCCUGACGGCGGGUAUGGCCACCAGCUCCACAACACCUCCUGGAACGGCAUGAUCGGGGAGCUCAUCAGCAAGAGAGCAGACGUGGCCAUCUCUGCCAUCACCAUCACCCCGGAGAGGGAGAGUGUGGUGGACUUCAGCAAGCGGUACAUGGACUACUCGGUGGGGAUCCUACUCAAGAAGCCCGAGGAGAAGAUCAGCAUCUUCUCUCUCUUUGCUCCGUUUGACUUUGCGGUCUGGGCCUGCAUCGCGGCAGCCAUCCCUGUGGUUGGCGUGCUGAUAUUCGUGUUGAACCGGAUGCAGGCCGUGACGGCUCAGGCUACUGCCCAGCCUCGGCCAUCCGCGUCUGCCACCUUGCACAGUGCCAUCUGGAUCGUCUAUGGAGCCUUCGUACAACAAGGUGGCGAGUCCUCCGUGAACUCCGUGGCCAUGCGCAUCGUGAUGGGCAGCUGGUGGCUCUUCACCCUCAUCGUGUGCUCCUCCUACACGGCCAACCUCGCUGCCUUCCUCACAGUGUCCAGGAUGGACAGCCCCAUAAGGACGUUCCAGGACCUGUCCAAGCAGGUGGAGCUGCCCUACGGCACGGUGCGCGGCUCGGCUGUGUACGAGUACUUCCGGGCCAAGGGCACCAACCCCCUGGAGCAGGACAGCACGUUUGCCGAGCUCUGGCGGACCAUCAGCAAGAACGGGGGCGCCGACAACUGCGUGUCCAGCCCCUCGGAAGGCAUCAGGAAGGCAAAGAAGGGGAACUACGCCUUCCUGUGGGACCUGGCGGUGGUGGAGUACGCGGCCCUGACCGACGACGACUGCGCGGUGACCGUGGUCAGCAACAGCGUCAGCAGCAAGGGCUACGGCAUCGCCCUGCAGCACGGCAGCCCCUACCGGGACCUCUUCUCCCAGAGAAUCCUGGAGCUGCAAGACACCGGGGACCUGGACGUGCUGAAGCAGAAGUGGUGGCCGCGCACAGGCCGCUGCGACCUCACCAGCCACGCCGGCGCCCAGGCCGACGGCAGGGCCCUCAAGCUGCACAGCUUCGCCGGCGUCUUCUGCGUCCUGGCUGUCGGCCUCCUCCUCGCCUGCCUGGUGGCCGCCCUGGAGCUGUGGUGGACCAGCAACCGGUGCCGCCAGGAGACCCCCAAAGAGGACAAGGAGGUGAACCUGGAGCAGGUGCAUCGGCGCAUGAACAGCCUCCUGGAUGAGGACGUCGCUCACAAGCAGAUCUCCCCGGCGUCCAUCGAGCUCUCGGCCCUGGAGAUGGGGGGGCUGGCGCCCGGCCAGGCCCUGGAGCCCACGCGGGAGUACCCGAACCCCCAGCUCUCGGUCAGCAUCUCUCUAGCAUCAGAGCGUAGGAGGGAGCGGCGCACGCUGGAUGCCGGGGGCCUGCCCGGCUUAGCCGGAGGAGCAGCUCCACGCCUUUCCAGCAGCACGGGGGCCUGCCCGAUGGCAGCUGCUGGGAAGUCGAGCUCGGAGAGGCGCCUGUCCCGCGGGGGCCUUGGAGGAGGCGUGUGGGGUCCAGGUGGGCAGAGUGCGGAGCCCGUGCUUCUGCCCAGGACCCAGCACUAG